UGCACAAAGUUGGACAGAGGAACCUGUUGUUUGAACUUGGAGUGGAAAAUAUCUUUGAAAAGAAGCCGGACAGAGAUGGAGCAAACCGAGGUGGUGAAGCCAGAAACUCUGGACGACCUGAUUAAAAUCCUGCACCACAUCUUCGAGAGUGACUGCAUCAAUGUUGAGGAGGUGCAGGAUAUAAUGGAAGCCUAUGAGAGCAAUCCGCAGGAAUGGAUGAAAUAUGCUAAGUUUGAUCAGUACAGGUACACGAGGAACUUGGUGGAUGAGGGAAAUGGGAAGUUCAAUCUCAUGAUCUUGUGCUGGGGAGAGGGGCAUGGCAGUAGCAUCCACGACCACACAAACUCACACUGUUUCAUGAAGAUGCUGCAGGGUCAGCUGAAGGAGACGUUGUUCGAAUGGCCUGACAGUAAAUCACAUGGAGACAUGGUGCAGAAGUCACAGAGGAUUCUCCAAGAAAACAAGGUUGCUUACAUAAAUGACUCCCUGGGCCUGCAUCGUGUGGAAAAUGUCAGCCACACAGAGUGUGCAGUCAGUUUGCACCUGUACAGCCCUCCUUUCCAGUGCUGCCAGACCUUUGACCAGAGGACAGGCCACAGGAACACGGUCAAGAUGACCUUCUGGAGCAAAUAUGGAGAGAGGACUCCAUUUGAAACCACAAUUUCACAAGAGAACAACUAAUGGUGACCAAAGGAGGAUGAUGAAGACAGUUGCAUUUAAAGUGACAAUGUUGUAAAAAUGAUUCAAGGGAAACUGCUGGGGGAAGCGAAAUGUGGACCUACUAUGACUAAGCACCCAUUUAAAAAAAUCAGGACCGGGCCGGUUCAAAAGGACAACCCAGUAAUUAGAAUGGCUUUACCGCUGCCCAGUGCGAGCUUGGCAAAUACUGAUGAGCGCAGGACGAAUGCAUGAAUAGGCUUGGACAUGGAUUGAAUCUGCCUUUUGUUUGCCGGGCCUGAGGAGACCCUUUUCCAAUAACAACAUUCCUGUCUCUCCACGACCUGCGUAUCCACACUUUUGUGGAGUUAAGGCCCAUAGUCAAAGAGAAGAGCUUAAGCAUUUAUAAAAAGGGAGGGGGGGUAUUGCUCUUAGAGUGUUUCUCUUAAAUUUUGUAUCAGAAGAAAAGACAGUUCUGAAAUCAACAGUUUUGUUCUCAAUGGCGCACUUUUAUAGUUGUAUUUACUGUCGAUUUAUACCACUCAAAAUUGUCUUAACUCCUGUUGAAAAUUGUGAAGGAAUGUAACAAUGUGUGUAUAACCUAAUUAAAAAAGAUAUUUGUUUCAUUUGUGUUGGGAAAAAGAAAUGUAAAGCUUUAGAGUUUUGUUGUUUUUCAAAGUGCGAUGGUUGUAAUUUAUUUGCAGGUUCACAGUGGUAGUGUGUAAAUCAGCGAGCCGCCGUGAUACUCCUUAAUGUUUCAUACACAAGAGAUUCUUGUGGAGGGACUAUUUUUUACUAUAUGCAGACAAUAGAUAAAACUCAAACUCUUUCUCAGGAUUUUGGCAUAUUUUAACUGUAGCUGUAUUUAUGUAGUGUGUAGUUUUUACAGCAGAUCACUUCUCAUAGCACUGUUAAAAGCAUGCAUGCUUUCUGUGAUGCAGUAUAUGAGAAACCUGGCCAUAACUCUACACCAUUAAACACUAUUCCACUAAA
Molecule: messenger RNA, 1650 nt
Organism: Cheilinus undulatus (humphead wrasse)
Lineage: Eukaryota; Metazoa; Chordata; Actinopteri; Labriformes; Labridae
Gene: cdo1
Product: cysteine dioxygenase, type I
Exons: 5
Coding region: 76-681 (201 amino acids)
Biological process (GO): L-cysteine catabolic process
Molecular function (GO): cysteine dioxygenase activity; ferrous iron binding
Source: RefSeq, a predicted model, not a curated record